Acaulospora morrowiae is the source of this 381-nucleotide messenger RNA. The record is from the annotation of a GenBank genome assembly. Lineage: Eukaryota; Fungi; Glomeromycota; Glomeromycetes; Diversisporales; Acaulosporaceae.
AAUAUCGAGGUUAAAGCUGAUAAUGUAAAGUUGAAGCAAGCUUUAGAAAAGUAUGAAGUAAGAUUCAUAAAUCUGGAACAGAGAGAUACAGAAACCAUUAAUAAUAUCUUGCAGGAAUAUAAAGGUAUUACAAAUUCUACCGAAAAUUUGACUUUAGUAAAUGAAUUAGUACAAGGUUUAUUACAAGACUUUACCUCACAUAAUAAUCAAUGUUGGGAAUCUAUAGAAAUAACCAGUCCCACAUCCAUACCAGAAAACCUUCAGAAGCUCGCACAUUAUUUUAUCAGGCAAGUAUCGUUAGAAAAAAUUCAAUUAAUACAAAAUGAGAAGAAAUUUUAUUUUGGGGUCACUAUUCUGAAAGAUAUGAAGAUAAGGUUAUAG